AUGAGAGAAAAAAGCUAUGUAUUGGUAUUGCUGCUACAGAGUGGAUUGAUUGCUGCUAAUUCAUAUGUUCAACAAUCUGUUGUUGAAACGCAACCAAUAUGUCCAUGCGAAUAUAAAUACAACCCAGUCUGUGGCUCUGACGGCAUCACAUACAUGAACGAUUGUGUCCUCCAAUGUAUCAGCAAUCAAAAUCCAUCUCUAAACAAAAUAGGUGACGGUGAAUGCGAGUCUUGCAUCUGUCAGUAUGUCAACUUACCGGUAUGUUCUCUGGGAGGUCUGACGUUUCCCAACGAAUGUGAGCUAGCCUGUGAAAACAAAAAGCGUAUAAAUGCUAAACAACCAAUCAUAUAUCUUGCGUACAGAGCUGCUUGUGUUGGACCUUCAACUGGAUGCACAGACCUCGCUUCUCCAGUUUGCGGCACAGACGAUAUUCUAUAUAGAAACAAAUGCGUCCUUGAUGUCACUAGCAGCUAUCUCAUAAACCAAGGUAAUCAACCAAUUGAAGUUAAAAAUAAUGGUGCUUGUUUAGAUGGAUGUCUUUGUCCGCAAGAUACCCAACCAGUAUGCGGCAGUAAUGGUUGUAUCUACAACAAUCCGUGUUAUAUCGCUUGCCAGAAUAGAAGGAACUCUUGUUCCAAGUAUCCUUACAUAGAUAUCGCCGACGAUAGUGUGUGCUAUUUGUGUCACUGCAAACCAGAACAAAACCCUGUUUGUGGCACAGAUGGUAGGACUUAUGACAAUCCAUGUGAGCUUAACUGUGAAGCUAAGAAGCCUGGAAGUUCGUAUCUAGCAAUAGCUAGUUAUGGAAAAUGUGCCGGUUGUUACUGCACACAGGAGAAUAUACCAGUGUGUAGUAGUGACCAGAAGACUUACACAAACGAGUGUCAUUUAAGAUGCGCCAAUUCUGCUGAUGGUGGUACUAGAAGUGUGUAUUAUUAUGGGGAGUGCCAGCCUCGAGGGUGUAGUUGUUAUACCUGUCCACCGGAAUAUCAGCCAAUGUGUGGCACUGAUGGCAGAACUUAUUGGAACCUUUGCUGGUUGAACUGCAAUGCUGGCUGUUUGUCGAGAGAUAAAAAUACGUCUCAAUCGUUAUUCCUCAAGAAGAGGGGUGCUUGUGAAUUGUAA
This is a messenger RNA of Colias croceus (clouded yellow), 1125 nucleotides long. Its product is annotated as serine protease inhibitor dipetalogastin-like. Gene Ontology annotation, molecular function: protein binding. The coding region runs from base 1 to 1125 and encodes 374 amino acids. Lineage: Eukaryota; Metazoa; Arthropoda; Insecta; Lepidoptera; Pieridae. The record is from RefSeq and is a predicted model, not a curated record. The transcript is spliced from 2 exons.